Molecule: messenger RNA, 7540 nt
Organism: Thunnus maccoyii (southern bluefin tuna)
Lineage: Eukaryota; Metazoa; Chordata; Actinopteri; Scombriformes; Scombridae
Gene: dennd1b
Product: DENN/MADD domain containing 1B
Exons: 23
Coding region: 467-3097 (876 amino acids)
Biological process (GO): endocytosis; endocytic recycling
Cellular component (GO): intracellular membrane-bounded organelle; cytosol; nuclear speck
Molecular function (GO): phosphatidylinositol phosphate binding; guanyl-nucleotide exchange factor activity
Source: RefSeq, a predicted model, not a curated record
UACCGCUGGCAUAAUUAUUGAAUAAAUACGGAAGUCUCACGGGGAAACACGUUUUUAUCAAAAGUAGAAAUCACAUGCAUCAGGUCUGCUGUGUGCGUCAGGCUUGUUACUCAUCCAAAGUGGAAGAAAAGAUGCUCGCAGGCAGAACCAGCAGCAGCAGCAGCAGCAGCAAGGUGCUCAUCUGACGCGCUGACGUCACCAAAUCUUUGACAGCACUUCCUGGAGUGGUGUUUGUUGUGGGAAAUAACCACCGUGGUGCUGAAUUGGGAUUCAGGCCACAUUAACGACGCAAGGACGGCACAGAAAACUACACUAUCCCACCUCCAAGCAUGUGGCCGCGGCAGCUUUCGACCGGUGUCAGAUAAGCCAGAAGAAGUGACGGUGGAGACUGAGGAGCGGAAGGACGAGGUGGAAAUAUUCUCGGACAGCCGACAGCACGGAGCUGUCGCGAUGUGGUAGCUAAACCAUGGACAGCAGAAUAAAGGAGAAACCAGAAAGAACAUUUGAUUUGGUUGUACAGGUGGCAUGUCCAGCAUCUGAAAAUGAGGAUCCAACCGUGCUGUGGAGCUUCCCCCAGGACCACACAGACCAGGAGGUCCUUCAGACGAUACCAAAGUUCUGCUUUCCCUUUGACGUGGAAAGGGUUUCCCAGAGUCAAGUGGGGCAGAAUUUCACCUUUGUGCUGACGGACAUCGACAGCAAACAGAGGUUUGGUUUCUGUCGACUCACUCAAGGCUGCCAGGUCUGCAUAUGUCUGCUCAGUUAUCUACCAUGGUUUGAAAUCUACUACAAGCUGCUAAAUACCCUCGCAGACUACCUAACAAAACAACAGGAAAAUGACUUGAAUGACAUGCUGAAUUCUCUGUAUGAUCUGCCUGUGCCAAAGCCCUUCACGCCAGUCAACCUGAGUGUGAAUGAGCAGUUGUAUAUUGCCACUGGGCAAGUACUGAGAGAUCGGCGAAGCAAGGAGCCGCACUCCUACUUCAUCGCCCCGGAUAUCAAUGGACUGCCAACUAUCCCUGAGAGCAGGAACCUGACAGAGUACUUUGUGGCUGUGGAUGUCAACAACAUGCUUCAGCUCUAUGCCAGUAUGCUGCACGAACGGCGCAUCAUCAUUACCUCAAGCAAGCUUAGCACUUUAACUGCAUGUGUCCAUGGUGCGGCUGCUUUGCUCUUUCCUUUGUACUGGCAGCACAUCUUCAUCCCUGUACUGCCCCCGCAUCUUCUGGACUACUGCUGUGCCCCCAUGCCAUACUUUGUGGGAGUUCACCUUAGUCUGCUGGAGAGAGUUCGUAGUCGGUCGCUGGAGGAUGUGGUCAUUCUGAAUGUGGACACAAACACCUUGGAGAGUCCCUUUGAUGACCUGCACAACCUUCCCAGUGACGUGGUGUCCUCUCUGAAGAGCAAGCUGAAGAAGCAGUCAACAGCAACAGGAAGUGGUGUGGCGAGGGCCUUCCUGAGAGCACAGGCCGCUCUGUUUGGAUCCUACCGAGAUGCCCUCAGAUAUAAACCUGGGGAGCCGAUCACAUUCUGUGAGGAGAGCUUUGCGAACCAUCGCUCGAGCACCAUGAGGAACUUCCUAUCCAUGGCUGUCAACCUGCAGCUCUUCAAACAGUUCAUCGACGGACGGCUGGCCAAAUUGAACGCAGGCCGCGGCUUCACCGACGUGUUUGAAGAAGAGAUCACAGAGGGGGGCUUCUGUGGAAGUAACUCGAGGUCUUAUCAGCAAUGGAUGCACACUGUAAAGAGAGGAGGAGCACUCAUCAACACCGCUGUGAUAAAGGCCAAGAGUCAUGCCAAGAGGGGCAUCCGGGACAUUAAGGGCAGACUUAAAGCGAGGGAAGAAGAAGAAGAGGGGAUGACUAUCUGUGCAGGGUCUCCCACCAGCACCAAGAGCCUGUCUCCAAGGAGACUGCAGAAGAUGAGACGGCACAACUUCAACAAGUUUCCUGUGAGCAUGGGCCCUCGGGAUCUUGGCUACGGGCUCGAUGAUGAUGAGCUGGACAGUGCGAGCAAGAUCUCCUCAGAGGACAGCGGGGAUGUUCCUUCGUACAUCGAGGACAGCGAUGACUCUUACUCGCUUGAACUCGACAUUGAACCCACCCGCUCAGGCCAGAUGAACCUGCUGGAGGAGAUCCUGGACUCUCUCAACACCACAACAAUGGAGCAAGGCAAACUCAGCGCUGCCAAGAGCCUGGACUUCUUCAGAUCCAUGGAUGAUUUAGACUACAAAGUCCCGAGCAAGGCAACACCUUCCAGCGAGUCUAAACCUGCAGAUGACAGUGGCUGUGGUGCAGGCGGGGAUCAGGGAGGCUGGAACAUGGGCCAAGAUGACAGCGCAGUCCACGGGAAACACCUUCCUCCGUCCCCACGUAGACAGCCCAACAAGAGCAACCUGAAGGUGUCAAAGAAACCUGCAGCAGCUCCUCCAAUGCCCGUCAUCACAGCUACGGCACCAGCCAAGGACACUGAUGCCUUCGAGAAGCAGUCACAUCUUGACCCUCACGCUCUACCUCCAGGGCGAAAACCAGGAGACCGCUACUCCUACUCGCCCUCACUGUCUCAUAGAGUUACACCCACACAGCCGUCUCCCACUCUCUCUCACACCUACAGUUCCCCAGUAACCGUUUCUCACCCAAACUAUUCUCUACCAGCGAGCCGGCCUCGGACCAUUUCAGACCCCCAAGCCAGCACCGAGCCUCCUCCUCAGGCCCAGAACCAGACUGCCUCCACCAGCAUCCUGAGGAGGAAGGUGCUUUCCAAGGAGACAGUGAGGCACUACCAGGAAAAGGCUCUUCAGAGGCAGGGCAGCAAGGGCCACAUGGAGGGUCAGGGGAGCCCGUCGAGGAACAGCCAGUCAGCUAUGCAGGUCCCGUGGGAGAAAGAGGUGUCCAAGGAGGGGCUUCUGGGGCUCGGCCUGUGUCUGGGUCAGGGUAAAGGCUCUGGGGCGGCUGUGGUUCAGGAUCCUGGCCUCCUAGAGGAGAUUGAGUCCAUGUGUUGCCUAGGCUCAGUGCUUCACACCAGCCUGCAGCUCUCACAGGUUCACUGCAACAACAGUCAACACCAGGUCCAGGGCAAAGCCACAGACGAGUCUUAAGGAUGUCAAAGACUCUGUGUCUGUAAAAUGCCAUAGGUUCUACUGAAAUCUAUUCACUGUAAUUCUAUUACAAUUAGUCAUAGACGUCAAUUCAGACCUUUUCUAUCUCAACACUCAACCAUCAGGAAACGUUACAAAUUUGAUGUCAUACAGGUGGCCACGAACAGAGAGCCACAGCCAGUAGGACAAAAACAGGAAGAAUCGGUGUGCUGCAAAACAGAUCUUCUUCUUAUCAAAUAAUUUCUGUCUAUAAUUGAGGCUUAAAAACCUUAUUUUCUUAAAACAAGUUAAAAAAAAAAGCUGCCAAUGUCGUACGAAUAUGUCAUCUUUUUUUCCAGUAGAACUCUUCUUGAAAUGAACGUCUGUAUCUUUUGACAAAAAAAAUAAGGCAGGUCUUUACUUUAAAAUGAAGAAAAAUAAAACUUUAUUUUAGAAAAACGCUUGAAAAAAAUGAAACAAGUAAAGAUAAAAAAUCUUACUGCAGUGGCAGAUUUAAGGAAAUACAACUUUUUGUACUCAAUAACAAACAACAAUUACUUGAUAAGAGAAAGAUUUUUGCAACGUGUAUUUCUGUCUGUAAUUGUUCUAAACUUCGUGACAACACCUACAUUUUCACUUGAUGUAUUUCUCAUCUCGUAACGUAUUCACAACUGAAUGCCCAAAAAAAGACCCAUGAAUAAUAUUUUGGGGGAAAUAUAAGUAGCCAACCGAUAAUGGAGGAAUUUUUCACCUUCCCGAAAGGAAUUUAGAAAAAGAAAACUCAGUACUUUGUUAGGAUGAAGAAGGGACGAUAUCUCCUCAUCACACCAUCAUGUCAGUGUUCCAAACAUUUCACAUGAUCAAAUUGAAUUUGCACUCGUAGAUUAACAAAUAGUUCUCAGUCGUUACUACUUGGCACUAAGACUAUUUGAGCAAAAGCAACAAAAUGAGACAGGAUUUUUCGGACACAAAGUCCACUUGGGCCUUUGAAACUAAUUAUACACUGUGUAAUAUAUUUUUUUUUAUCACCAUGCCUUAAAUGGACAUGUGAUUUGUUUUUUUAAUACUCUGGUGUCUUAAUCUAUAGAUACCAUAACAGGUACUUUGUAAUCCGAAUCACUGAUAGUGUCAGAUCUUAAAUGCAACAGUUAGUAGUACUUAAACAGCACUGUAUUUCUCUGGAUCCAUAGAAUAGUUAAUAUUUAUGAUGUGCUUUAAGCUGCUGUUUUUAAUUGCAUUCCAGAUAAUGAGAUGUGCAUGUAGAAAACCUCUCUCUGUCUGGCUCCUCUUCCUGUGUUCCUCAGGACACGUCUGUCACUCUGAAGAGGAGCAAAUACAGAAAAAUGUUAAUGUGGAUGAUCUGAUGCCAGUGCCCAAUCUCCAUUUUUUUAUUUUCUCUCUUUUUCCAACAUCAUCACUCUCCCGCUCAUGUUGUCUCUUUUUUUCUAAUUUUCUACCUUUUAGUACUUUCAGGACAUUUUUCACUCUUUUGACCUUUUAAAAAAUGGCGGCCAGUUGUUGCAGAGCUCAUGAGGUUUGGAGCGGAGGUGGAAAAGGUGAACUUUAAAGUAUGAGGCUGGCAUUCCUCUGUACUAUAUGUUUCUUAUUGUCAACAAAUUACAUGAAGACCGAAACAAAAAAAACUACAUUAUUCCGUCUCUGAAUGUGUUCAGACUUUUGUGGCAUUUGGGUCCAAGCUCAUUUUACUGUAGACAAAAAUCUUUAAAAAUCGUAGUUUUUUAGUUUUGAAAAAGGCAAAAUCAUUUCCUAAAACUGCUGGACGCUAUUUUUAUCCAAACGUUACUCAAAUAAUGCAUAGUGCAUUUCUUCUUGACUAGUUUCAGCCGUAGAUUACCUGUUAGUAAAGUAAAUUAAUCGUUGGUUUAGGUCUUUUCAUGGGAUUAUUUGUCAUUAAGAAAAAUAUAGGAUAUCACCAGACUUUUAUAACUCUUUCUGCCUGUCUCCCUUUCUUUGCUUGUCUUUGUCUCACAAGAGGAAAUGCAAUCUCUGCCCUUCUAGGUUAGAGUCACACACUGUCAUGUAAUGCAGUGGUUGAUGAUUGUACUGUAAACGCAGCAAUACGUUUCUCCUCAGAGAGUAGCUACAUGGAUGCAAUGUGUACAGAGUCAAAAGUGUUUCUAUAACGGACUCUCCUGUGGAGAGAAACGCUGCGUCCAGAGAUUGGAUCGUGGUUCCCAUCAUUCUCUGCGUCGCCACAUACCCAGAGAAAAGAGGAAAGCUUUUUCAUGUGUUCUUGUGUUGGGAUUAUUACAUUUAUGGUUCGUUGUUCUUAAGAUUUAUGCCAGACGCCAGUCGGUGUGGCAGUUUAAUAGCAGCUUUUUCUCUACUUUUUGAGUGCUGCUCUGCGUUAACGAUUUGCUCAUAAAGUCUUUGGCGUGCUUCUAAAAGCCCAGGAAUCAGUCCUAGUAAUUCCAAAAAAGGAAAAAUUAAAAAACAGACUCCAGAAUAAUUUCUGUACCGGCCCUAUUCAUUGUGAACACUUUAAAAAAAACAAACAUAUUUACUAUGCAAAUAUUUAAAAUUCAAAAAGGUAAUUUUUUUACUACUAAUUACUUUAUAAUGCAUUGAUUCUACUUGAAAAAUAAACAAUCACAAUCAAAUUAGUUUCUAAAGGGAGUAAGCCACAUGUGUCCCCAAAUAAAUAAAUAAAUAUCAAAGACUAUUUAACUGUGUGUGAGAUGAAGUGUGUCUGUGAGUGUUAAUGACAGAGUGUAUGGUGUGCCUUAUACAGUAAGCGUACCACCCGAUAUAAUCAGAACAAGGUACAGUAUUAUAGAGAGGAGGAGUAUGCAAUGUUUCAGACCACCUUAAAUCACAGUUAGGCCCUACAAACGUUGGUAUUUAUAUGAUAAACAGACACAAAAACAUUUGUGUCCUGAAAAACAGAAACUGACCUGAACUGAACUUGGGUUCUAACGUUGUUUUCGUAGCUGUUUUGUUAUUGAGCUCGGCUGAAGUCCAGCUGGAGUCAGUGUUUCCUUUGCUGUGGUGGUCAGCGGGAAUCCUCCUGCCUGUAUUUAAGAGAAGAUCUCUGGGUUAUUUGUCUUUUUGUUAAAUAGGUACUUAAUUUGAGUCUUUUAUUAGGUGAUUACUUGUAUAGUUUGUGCUCUUUUUCUUUUUGUUUUCUCUCUUUCUUUCUUUUUUUUUUUUUUUUAAAAAGACGCCCUCAUCCUGAGCUAACUGCAUUAAAAAAACGUUUCUCAGAGGAGAUUCUCUAGUUGAUUUCAUAUUGAUGAGAAAUUAUUUUCAACUGAAUAGACAUGUAUUUUUGCUGGCUUGAGUAUAUUUUACAUGGAUAAUAUAUGAUCGGUGUUGUAUGUUGUAAAAAUGACACCUAAUAUUUGAAUGUUUUAGAUUUUAUUUUUUUGAAAAAGAAAAAUAUAGAGAGAGAAUAUUAACAAAUGUCCCAUGUAGCCAUUCAUGUUAAGAAGCAUUUGACACCUUCUAAUCAAUUUAAGCAGACUGAUGCUUGCUUGUACAUGGUACAGUGCUUACUGUCAUAUCUGCAUGUAUGUACAGUACCUGUAUGUAUUGUAUGCUAUUGAUUUUGCUUUGUUUAGUUUUUCAGAUGUUUUUUUUCUUGUAUUAUUAUUUCAGUAUUUAGCACUUCCAUCAAACGAAGAAUGAUGGAAAUUACAUGGGGUCUGGUACAAUACACUCAUUCUGCCUUGCAUUUGGAUAUUGUAGUGUUAGAUGUCAUUUGCCUUGCAUUUUAUGCAGGAGAAAACAUUUCUACUUUUUUGGUUACCAGCUACUGUAAAUGUAACUGCAGAGGUCUGUAGAGGAGAAAUACUUGAGCAGUCAGCUGCUGUUGAGGGUGAUUAAAAAAAAACAAAACAAAAAAAAAAAAACGCUUUAGACUGAUCCCGUUUACACUAAUGUAAAACAAUGAAGAAGUUAUUGUCAGGGGAUUUACAUUUCAAUGUCUGAAGGUUUGUGAUAGCUAAGAAUACCCAACCCUCAGUGUAAGACGGUACUCUGCUAUUAAUACAGCGUAAAGUAAUUAAUAAACAUAUAUAUAUAUUAAGUAUGAUAGUCCUGAAAUUGCAAGUUUGGAGUGAGAGGUGACAGAGAUUAUGUAGCAGAUUUUACAGAAAACACAGGUUCAACUUUACAAAGAGGAUUAACAUCACUGCCCUCUAAACCACUCAUUUAUGAAAUCAGACAUAUUUUAAGUGUAGUUACAGUAUAGGAGAAGUUACCUUAAUCAAUUUUUUUUGCUCUCAGUCUCUUGUUUGGGUAUUGUAAUGAUGAUUAACUCUUCGAUAUGCCAUUUACUGAUUUUCUGAUUCUGUGCACACUUGCAUGUUCUCAUUGCAGAGUAAACAGCUGUCUUAAAACAACUGAGGUCAAUCUAAUGUGCUAUUGAUGAGUAACUUGGUACAACUGCACACAAUGUAUGCACUGUGAACUGAAAAUAAAUUAUACUGUUUCAUGCUUAUA